Symbiodinium sp. CCMP2592 is the source of this 564-nucleotide messenger RNA. NCBI's taxonomy places the organism in Eukaryota, Dinophyceae, Suessiales, Symbiodiniaceae. The record is from the annotation of a GenBank genome assembly.
AUGGAUGUAUUCAACCCCAUGCCGACAAAGAGGCCCAAGACUGACGUCUUUGUGGCCAACGUCGCUCGUGACUAUAUCCUUCUGGAGGGCUUUCUUAACGGGACUCAGGACAAGGUCCAGGCCGACAAGCUCUAUCUGAAGGGCAAUGGAAAUUUCAUCAUGCACAAGUUGAAGCUGAGCGGGGACUGGGACAGCGGCUGCGAGGACUUAGACUCCGCUUUUGUCGUGAAGGCCGUGCUGAGUGUCUCCACACCACCGGUCGAUCGCGGUGUCUUCACAUUUUACAGCAUCAGGGACCCGGCCUUGAAUGAGCGGGUCACAAAGGCCCUUGUCAGUCGUUGCCUGGACAAAGGCCAGAGGUUUCUGGAUUUCUGCAUGCGCUUUACUGAUCUAGGUUCGGUCUACGAUCACGGGUUGGAGGUGGCCUUCGACGACCCAAAAUGUGCUCUGCUGGCCUGGAUGUCUUCCGCGGACGGGACUACAGACAUCAUGCUGAACGUCCACCGCUGCGACAGCUACCCGGCCGGCUGCAGCUACUUCAGCAAGAAAUGGUCUCCUCUUUGC